CUUAGUUGUUGUCCACGAGUCUGUAUGGUCUUAAGAAUAUCCUCAAUUCUUGCUCAUCUGUCAACGAGUAGCUCUCAUGUUGAUUUUAGAAAGAUGAUAGAAAAGGCAGGGAAGGAAAUGCUUCCAAUUUCUGAUCCAUCACAUUCCUACCCUUCGUCUCGCGUUCACGCGAGACGCGUUAAGUAAUUACUUUUCUUAUGCCACAGAAACAUCUAUAUCUCCUUUCCUUUCCUUUCCAUUCCUUCUUCUGUCUUCUAUGAUCGUUAUUGUUUCCAUUGUAUUUUACUUCCAUUGUAUUUCAAAUCUUUACAGUUAUAGACAUGGUAUCCAGUCGAUCAAAAUCCGGUAUACAUCAGAACUCAAAGAAACGAAAGGUUAGGUCCACUACAACCAGUACCAAACCCAUUCAAGAGUUAUUGCGGAACUUCAAGCCUUCGCAACUACGCAAAGUUAUUGACGAGGCAUUGAAUAAUGGCAAUAUUACCAAAUCCAUACGCGAUAUUCAUGCUCGAUCGUCAAGAAAACUUCUGAUUGAAGACCAUUCAGAGCCACUGGUUGCGGAACAAAUAGCAAUUGAUGACGAAGUGCUUGAGAGCAUCGAAAAAUCCCCAACCAAAUUGAGGCAGUACGCUCCCGUCUCAGCACCAAAGGACCUGUCUGUGACUGCCACUAAUGGCAAUCUACCCACUCCGGAAUGUUCCCAGGAACCUAAGGAGAUACCCAUGACCCCCGAGCCUUGGAUGACCCCCGAGCCACAACCCAAUGCUCAACCAUCUCCUCUUCCAGAGGCAGAACAAUACAUCCCUCCACCAGUUCAAUUUACAACUUGUAACUGCCGGUCUGGAUGUACUUCCACCCGCUGCAAAUGCUUUAAAUCCGGACGAGGCUGUUCGCCCUCUCCUUCCUCUGGCUGCAAAUGCGAUUCUUGUGUCAAUAUGCUCAACGACUUAAGUACCUUUUUCGGAUCCCCCAAAUCCUCUGAUCCUCCUGUCUCAGCUAGCCCCGACUUUCUAAAAUGGAUUCGAAAAGAGUCGAGAAAUGGAAGGUUCGAUUUGAUUCAUCCGGAUACAAUAGAAGAACUGAGAAGCAUGUUGAUGGGAGUGGAAUAUAGCGAUAUGACAUCUCCACCCCAAUUUCCCGCUUUCUCAGGAAAACUUAGAGGCAUCGGAAAAGCGUGGAUGAAGUCUAAUAUCACGGAUGAAGAGAGAGAAGAUAUGAAGAAAGAGUUAUUUAAAGAGGCUUUCGGGGUCGCAGGAUCAAAAGAUACGAAGAACGAUUAUUGGUGCUUUUGUAGGAAUGAAUGGAAACAAAGUAUCUUGUGGGAAUAUUGUACAAAGUGCGACGAGUGUAGAGAUACGAGGGAGUGGCAUUGUGGAGAAUGUGGGAAUAGGAAUAUUGGGAAGGGGUGUGAAUGUCAGAAGGGUUCCAAACGAAGGAGACCACAUCAAGGAGCCACUUGCGCCGUUAUUCUUCCUCAAUAAUACAUUAGAGUGUGUUGAGGGAGAUGGCCUCAGGAAAGCGGAUGAUUGGAAAAGGAAGGGUGUUAAUUGACAUAGCUGGAAUCUGUAACUAAACGCCGUUGAUGGUCUGGAGAGUUUACUUUUCACUCUAUUAUUGAGACCUAGAGUUGGUGGUAGAUAGACUAUUGAUGGGUAUUUAGAGGAUAUAGAAAUUCAGGCGCUUGGCACUGAUGGAGAGGUAGUUAUAUUAGCAGUGUAUUAUCAUUAUU
Molecule: messenger RNA, 1729 nt
Organism: Botrytis byssoidea
Lineage: Eukaryota; Fungi; Ascomycota; Leotiomycetes; Helotiales; Sclerotiniaceae
Exons: 2
Coding region: 321-1481 (386 amino acids)
Source: RefSeq, a predicted model, not a curated record